AUGCUGUUGGCUUGCGAAAGGAUCAACGUGCCUUUGGGUAGAGAUUUACUGCAUCCUUCCUUGGAAGAGGAAAAGAAAAAACAUAGAAAGAAACGGCUGGUUCAAAGUCCAAAUUCUUAUUUUAUAAAUGUAAAAUGUCCAGGCUGCUACAAGAUUACCACGGUUUACAGCCAUGCUCAGACAGUGGUGCUUUGUGUAGGUUGUUCAACCGUGUUGUGCCAGCCGACAGGAGGAAAGGCCAGACUCACAGAAGGGUGUUCAUUUAGAAGAAAGCAACACUAA
Messenger RNA from Lipotes vexillifer (Yangtze River dolphin), 282 nucleotides. The record is from RefSeq and is a predicted model, not a curated record. NCBI's taxonomy places the organism in Eukaryota, Metazoa, Chordata, Mammalia, Artiodactyla, Lipotidae.